CUGCUGUGCGCUGCCGGCUCUGCUACGUCAUUGUUGCGCUGAGAGGCGGCCGUUAUGACAGCUAAAGUUGGUUAACCGUCCCUUCACAAGUGAGCUGCUGCCUUCGGGAAGGAACCCUUGGAAAUGGACCCGGUUGUGCUGAGUUACCAAGACAGCCUGCUCAGACGCUCAGACGUGUCCCUCUUGGAUGGCCCACACUGGCUCAACGACCAGGUAAUUGGUUUCGCGUUUGAGUACUUUGCCACAGAACGUUUCAAGAGCCUGGGCGAAAUGGUAUGUUUCAUCAGCCCUGAGGUCACCCAAUUCAUCAAGUAUGCAUCCUGCCAAGAGGAGCUCGCCCUUUUUCUGGAGCCGCUGAGACUUGCAUCCCGUCACUGGGUCUUCUUGGCCGUUAACGACAACUCCAACCAGACCGCUGGUGGCUCCCACUGGAGCCUGCUCCUCUAUCAGCGCAACACAGGCCAUUUCUCUCACUACGACUCCCAGAGUGGAGGCAACUCCUUGCAUGCACGGCGCAUCGCUGCCAAGCUGGAGACAUUCUUGAGCACUGGAAUUAAAGUGCCCUUUGUGGAAGAAGCGUGUCCCUCUCAGCAGAACAGCUAUGACUGUGGCAUGUACGUCAUCUGCAACACAGAAGCUCUCUGUGAGAGUGCUCGGCGAGAGAGCUGUGCUCACCUUCCUGCCCAGACAAUCACACCUACUUACAUCACAAGGAAACGGACAGAAUGGCACUCCCUCAUCCAAAGAUUGGCUAAGGACUGAAUUGAUACCCUCUAGUUUCACCUCGCCCCUCAGUGGGUAGCAGCAGUGAGUAGCUUUUUCUGAGCUGCUUUUGGUAGUGAGCAAAGUGAAUACUUGCAGUAAUAAUUUUCUCCUACGUCUGCGGCGCAGCAGUCACAGUAGUUGGAGGUUUAAAGCAUGCAUCAAUCAGAGGAAACUCUGCCUAACUCAUCUCAACACAAAUGCAGUGCACUUAUAUUCAUACAUCCAUGAGAGGGUGGAAACUGAUGGUAAAUAUAGUCAGCUAACAGCACAAUAACAGACUGUGAACAUAGACUGUUAAAUACAAGUAGAUGAAAGAAGUGAGUAUGGCCACUUCUGUGACGUGUUAAAAUGAAUGUGAUGCUUGUUUACAAGACCUUUUGCUCAGGGUUAUUUUAAGAAGAAAAAAGCGAGAGAAUAUGAUCUGUGUUCAGAAACAGGUUCGUACUGUUCGAAACAAUGUUCAUCAAUUCCUUGUGAACACUGAGCCUAAUAUGUGAGCUCAAGUGCUAGCUGCAAUGCAGAAACAAUUUUCUGCUGCCAAAAAAUGUGUGCAUUUUAAGCCUAAAAAGUAUAGAUUCUUACAUUAGAGUACAAGUGCAUUGAUGCUCUCAACAGACAAAAUGCUUUCUGUCUUCACACCAGCAAAUGCAUGACCUUUUGUACUCCUGGUUGUUCUCAUCAGCUCACCAUUUCUCAAAAUAAACCAUCAACUGUAUAGAAGGAAACAAAAGCUUGUAUUGUGUGCAUAGAACCAUAGUAAUAAUGACCAUUUAAGAUGUUUUUGUUAUUAAUUCUAGUUGCAAGUUGCAACUAAAGUCUGGAAUGGUGUUUGGAUUAUUUGACAGACAGCAUAAACAAUGGAAGAAUAAAUAUUUGAUUAACUAUGACAAUUUAA
This is a messenger RNA of Electrophorus electricus (electric eel), 1660 nucleotides long. RefSeq names its product SUMO peptidase family member, NEDD8 specific (gene senp8). NCBI's taxonomy places the organism in Eukaryota, Metazoa, Chordata, Actinopteri, Gymnotiformes, Gymnotidae. Gene Ontology annotation, molecular function: deNEDDylase activity; cysteine-type peptidase activity. The record is from RefSeq and is a predicted model, not a curated record. Gene Ontology annotation, biological process: protein deneddylation; proteolysis.